AUGGAGCACGACGCGUUUGCGUCACUGGCUGUCUUGCAGCUCUCAUCUCCAUGUCGUCUGUUGCGACCGGCUUGCUGCCCAGACAAGGACCUUGUCGUCCUGGUGUCCCGCCUUGGUGGAAGGGAUAGGUUGACUCUAUGGAAAAUGCAAGGAACCAAAAAGUGGGACGUUGAGGUAGAGUGUGACGAAAGCUCCAUUGAAAGUGUAUCAGCUUUAGCGUGGAGUCCUUGUGGCCAGACAAUCGCUGUCUCUCAUGGGUUCUCCCGCGUUACACUUCAUUCUGUGCAAGAUGGUCGCAUUGAGCGUUCCCUCACUAUCCCGGCAUCGUCGCGCAAUUCUGAGCAACAGCAUCGAAUAACCGGAGCUUGGUGGUUCCCGGGCUGCCGCGAUUUACCAAGAAGCACGAUCCCAGAUAUCUUCAAGAGAAAUGAAAUCAAUACAGGAUCUGCUCUCUCCAUAUUGAAAGUUCUUCCACUCCUAGAUCCCCUUCGAGGAGAAGAUCACAAGUUCACUGCCACCGACCUCUUUGCUUUCCAAGGAACGCAGACGGGAGCCGCGCUGAAGUCAUCCAUACCUGAAGUCAUCAGCAAUUGGCCAUCGUUGCUACCAGACCCAUCUAUUGCUUCUCUAUGUCCUCCGAUCUUGAUUGAUGAACAAGGCAAGACGGCAAAAGAGACACAGAUUUAUGUUUCUGCAGAAGACGAGAACAGUCUCCUCGUGAUAGGCGAUGACAAUGGCAAGCUUCACUGUUUCUUGGACGGGAGCUAUUACCUAGGGCCAAUCAGUACACUUCCAUCGACUGUGCCAAUGGCAGUAUUCAAGGAUCCGAAGCAACCGCUACUUCUACUUCAUCCUCGGGUUUCAGCCUCCGACCUCUUGUCUGCCACGUUUGCGCCUCUAUCGGUCGACUUACCGUUGCUUGCCUCCCAUAGAAUUAGAGAUUUCGCCAGGCUAUCCUCCGCCGCACGGGAGUUGAUGUGGUAUGUCAUGCGGGUCAUUGAGGACCUGCGCGAAGUCUGGUUUGGUUCUGGUUCACUUACUGGAGCACGAGAAGCUGGCCCAAAAUGGAUUCAGCUGCUAGAAACCAGACUUCGUGACCAAUUUGGCCAGAAGGAGCCUAGUGCGAUUCUCGAGCUCACUGGCCUCCUAGUCGCUGGUUUGUGUUCUGAGGGACUUUCGGAUUUCUUAUCGUCCAGCGAACAAAUGAGUGAAAGGUCUCUCCAGAAAUGGGAGUCCACGGUGACUGACGCACUCAUUAAACUGCGCGACUUCUCUACGUUGCGACUUGUUCCUGCGCUUCAACGGUUACAUAUCAUUUUUGAAGAAGUUCGAGGCUGGUCACUUAUUCCUCAAUUCGCCUUGUUUGGAUUCAACACUGACGACAUUACUCAUUGUCUGUCUUCGCUGAAGCAAGGCAUCUUCAUUGCCAAUUUGUUGGCAUUUCAAGCAAGAGGGGAACUCGGGUCAUUCAAACACUUCCUGAGUUUUCUUCGGUAUGAAAUCGCCUUGGCAGGUAACUCCCCCGAGACCCGCUCACCCCCUGAACAUGAUAUCCUUGAAGUCAAUCACUAUUUAAUGUCCGGGCUGAAAACAAGUCAAAUAGACCGGUGGUUCACAGGACCAGCUCCCCAAUUUGAUCCCGGAGAUCUUGGCUUGCCUCGACACAACACGGAUACUAACAAAGUUCUUGAAGAAGCACUGGAACAAGCCCACACCGCGUUGCAGGAUCCUUCCCAAACAUCAUGGCAGCCGAAAGUCUCCACGGCCGACAAAUCACAUCUAGACAGGAAUCUGUGGGUACUCGUUCAUGAUUUGGCUGUCCGGUGUCAGCGGGUAUUCGCGCAUGUUUCGAAAGCUACCGCUCGAUCAGCCAUCGUGUCAGGUGGUGGUGCUACGCCAUUUCAGGUAGAGGCGAGUGAAACAGUUUCAAGCGGUGCUUGUCAAUUUAUCUGCGAAAGAAUUGUUCGACGAAAUGAGGUGAGUCAUGCUCUUUACAGUGCACUUGACAACCACCUGCAGCAUCUCGCGAUCUAUUUGGCCUCGGAAAUGCGGCCCCUUUUCUGCUUGACCCGGACGCCUUACGCAAAAUGUGCCGCUGGGGUUCCGCUGCAUAUUGAUGUCACUGUUAUGGAGUGUUCCAUAGUUGGACAUGACCCCGGCGGUGUUACCGAUGUUCAUCUUUGCAACGCCGAGUUUUUCGACGACGAAAUCCUCGUCAUCGUAUACAAAGUCAGAGGAGCGGAAGGCAAGCCCUUAUUUAUCGCCCUAGAGUAUCAAACACAAUCAGAAGGACACGUAAAUGGCCCCGCGCGAAAAGAUAUGAUAGCCAACGUGCUUCAAAGGUUGAACGAGGGGCAUCUCUCGUUGAAACCCAUCCCGAUCAAGAGACGCCGCCAAUUGACCGCGUGCAGAGACGGAUCAGUAUCCCUCGCGGUCAACGGAAGAGUUGGAAGGAGAGUUGUUUGUAUACUUGACGGUGAUGGGACGACAAUGGAUAUACUGGAUAUGGAAGGAGAGGAAGAUAUGGAAGCUGAGGAUGAAUCCGAGAUGGGGGCACCACCGUAACGAGAGGGUGGGUGAUUCGGUCCGUAGAUUUUGCAUUCGCGGCCUCAUUUUCAUGGGACACGGCGUGUCUAAGCCGAAAAGAUGGAUGACUAUGUCCUUGGUGUGCCCCUUUAGGGUCGUGAAUCUCCAUUAGUGCGUUGAUCGCGGUCACUGCGGUGAGUUGGAGUGAGAGAAGAGUGGAGAAGAGUUAGAUCUAUAGAGUGCAAUCGGCCGUCACAACGCGGCCUAUGAAGGAUUGGAUCGGGUGUUCGACCGCACAUACGCCAGUUCCUGAGAGGGUUGCUACCGGGUACGUUGAUUCGGGAAUGAAUGCAGAUCACACAAGGGAUCACAGUCAGGUGGAUGAUUGUAAAAGAGCCGGCCCAUCACCUGAAGGUCAAACGUCUGCCAGCAUCUACGAUUCUGGACAUUUACAAACAUAUUAUGAUUCCGAAUUGCAAUA
This is a messenger RNA of Suillus subaureus, 3007 nucleotides long. RefSeq names its product anaphase-promoting complex, cyclosome, subunit 4-domain-containing protein. The record is from RefSeq and is a predicted model, not a curated record. Gene Ontology annotation, cellular component: anaphase-promoting complex; nuclear periphery. Bases 1 to 2565 code for a protein of 854 amino acids. NCBI's taxonomy places the organism in Eukaryota, Fungi, Basidiomycota, Agaricomycetes, Boletales, Suillaceae. Gene Ontology annotation, biological process: protein K11-linked ubiquitination; anaphase-promoting complex-dependent catabolic process; positive regulation of mitotic metaphase/anaphase transition. The transcript has 13 exons.